UGUAAGCCAAGGUUCCAUUGCCAAUUGACAUCACAAACGCGUGUGUGUUGUAUUAAAAUUUAUACUAUUAAAUUCAAUUAACAAACAAAAAAAAUAUAUAUAUCAAGUGAUCAUUAAGUAUCUCCAUAAAAGUACACAGUCUGAAAAAUAAUAUCGACAAAUAAUAAAAAAUAAAAUACUACAAUAAUUGAAAAUUGUUUAUGGGUGCAUCACAAUCUGGACGAUUGAAGGACAAGAUGAAUAGUGAUAAUAAUAUGGCAAAUGAUAAUUCAAAUAAUGAGGGGACAAGUAGUAGUAGACCAUUGUCAAUUCAAGCACCAACAACAAAUAAUAUUCAACGAGUAGAUAAUCAGCCAAGACAGCCUAGAAACCUUCAAGGUUUACUAAGAUUUACUAUGGAUGCAGCCAAGGAUGAGAAUACAUCUGUUCCAACAACCGUUGCACCACUUGAUGAAGAACGAAAAAAAUUUCUCAAUGAUGCCUUGAAUUCAUUGACAGUAAAUCCAAUAGAAGUACUUCAAAAAUCAGUUAAAAUAUUGUCAAAUGUAAUGGACUUGAAAGCUGAAGAUGAUCCAAAAGAUUUUGAGGGUGCUUUGGAAAUUAUUGUUAAUUAUGUUGAUUCAAUGGAUAUGGCAAAUGAUUUUUACAAAAUUGGAGGUUUUGCAAUAUUUGGACCAUGUCUAAAUUCACCACACAGUACAAUUAGAUGGAAAGCUGCUGAUAUUAUUGCUGAAGUAACACAAAAUAAUCCAUAUUGCCAGGAAAAAAUUUUAGAAAUGGGACUAAUGCCAAUUUUAUUGGGUAUGGUUGAUACUGAUCCAUCUGAACAAGCAAGAAUAAAAGCACUUUAUGCUGUAUCAUGCAUUGUCAGGGGUAAUUCAUUGGCUUUAAAGUAUAUGGACAUUAAUGAUGGAUAUAAAAUUCUCAUGAAAGCUAUACAAAGUCCAGUUGAAAAAUUACAAAUUAAAUCAGCAUUUUUAUUAUCAGCACUUUGUAGUAGAGAAAAUUCACAUCCAAUACGUACAAAAUUAAUAAAAAUGGGACUUAUUGAACAAGCUGCUGGAUUAUUGUCAAUGGAAUCAGUUUUACCAGACACGAGGGAUCGAUUAUUGAGUCUCCUAAAUAGUCUCACGGCAAACAACAAUCUACCAGCUUUGAGAGAAUGUAGGCGAGCUGAAUUAUGUCUUAAAAUGACCUUGGAACGACACUUGAAAGACCUAAAAGAUGAAGAAGCUGUUGAUGAAGCUCAAUUGUGUUCUGAGUUACUUGAUAAAAUAUUUGCUGAUCAAUUAAAAAAUUAAAAAAAAAAACAAUAAAAUAUUGUCAAUAGAAUAUUAAAAAAUUGUAUUUUAAUUAUAUAAUUUAUUUAACUUGGCCGACAAUAACUUUAAUGUAAACUUAAUUAAACUUUUUUGAUUUAUUAAAUAUUCAUUUAAAAAAUCAUAAUUGAAAAAAAAAAGCAAUUUGUUAGACUGUUUUUUUUUUUUUUUCGUUAUCUACUUUGAAUUUAUUAAACUUAUUUUUAAUUGAAAUAUAUUUUAAUCUUUAAUAAUGUAAUUAUAGCUAUCAUGAAUUUAACUAUGUAUUUUUUUGAAAGUAAAAAAAUUAUUUUACAUUGA
Messenger RNA from Aphidius gifuensis, 1619 nucleotides. Its product is annotated as hsp70-binding protein 1-like. Lineage: Eukaryota; Metazoa; Arthropoda; Insecta; Hymenoptera; Braconidae. The transcript has 5 exons. The record is from RefSeq and is a predicted model, not a curated record. The coding region runs from base 201 to 1301 and encodes 366 amino acids.